AUGGCGGCCAGCGGCGCCUCUCAGCCACGGGCUCCAGUACUGAUGUGGGUCCGCGCUGAGCUCAGGGUAUCCCGGUCUCUACCGGCCGAGUUGCACCCGCUGCACGUUCUCGUGCCCGCCUCGGCCUUCUCAGGACAGGCCGCAGCUUCCGGGCCCGGUGGCGGCUGCGUCCUGUCCCUGCACCGCCGCCCGGCCUCGGCUUCACCCUCGGGCCGUGGUUUCUUCGUCUCGGCCUCGUUCGCACCAGAGGACGAGCCGGAGGAAGCGGGGCCCGGGGAGCAGGAGCCGCUCCAGAUCCGCACCAGCGAGCUCUUCCUGCGGCACUACGGCGGCCUGCGUGGGGCGGCCGCGGCUUGUGGGGAGGAGCGGCUGCCCGGGAGCGAGGCGGCGGUGCCGGUGUGGGCCCGCCUGGUGCAGCCGGUGCCUCCUCUGAGCCGGGCGGUGCUGGCCGCCCGCACCCGCGCCGCCUGGCGAUGCCUCAGCUCCCAGGCCUUCAGCCGCCGCCUCCUGCUGCUGAGCUGCCAGCGCCGGCCCCUGCUGCUCCGCCAGGGGGACGCGCUGGCCCUGCCCCGGGACUCGGGCUGGACGCCAGGCGAGGCCGGGGAUGAGGAGGCCGCAGUGCUGGUGCUGGAGUGCAGGCCCGUCAGUCAGGGCGCGCUGACUCUCCGCACCAGUCUGGUGCUGACACUGCUGCCCGAGCCUCAACCACAGGCCCCGGCGCCGCCGCCGCCGCCUACCCGCCUGCUCUGCGCCUCCGACUUCACGCACUACACGGGAGGCCUGGAUUUGCAGCGCGGAGCCUUGGGCUCGGGCUCGGGCUCGGGCGUGGCGGCGCUGCUGGAAGCGCUCGAGUGCCGGCUGGAGGCGCGGGUGCUGGGCCUGGCCGGGCUGGUGGAGCGGGGCCGGCUGGCGGCCAGGCCCGGGCCUGAGGCCUGCUCAGCUCACGGUCUGGGCCUGGAUUUGGACAGCUGCCUGGUGCUGAGCAGGCCGGCCCUGCGGCGCCUCGGCCUCUUCAACCGCGAGUGGCUGGCCUUGUGGCUGCUGGAGGCAGGGGGUCAGGAGCCAGGCCCGGUGUCGGCCGGGGCCCGCUGGGCCUCGGUGCUGGUGGUGGAUGAUCCGGGGCUGGAGCUGGGGGCCAGCGGGGCGGCCGUAUCACCCGCCUUCUGGUUUAAUGUCUCGGGCGGGGCUCCGCUGCCUGUCACCGGGAGGCUCCUGGGAGCAAAGCGUGUGUACGAGACUGGCCAUGUGGGGAGGUGUGGGAAGGACAGCCGGUCUGUGCUCAGCGUCCCUCCCCUGACCAGCGAGCUGCACCUGGAGACCAUCACAGCUCCCCAGUAUAGUGUGGGGGAAGAGUACGACAGUGUCCUCUGCCAGCACUUCCUCACUGCCAGGCUGGUCCAGGUUGGAGAUGUGCUGUGCGUUCCCACGCGGGAUAAAGUGGACUUCAUUCAAAAUUCCUCAGACAAAGCCCUCAGGUGGCCGGUGCUGUAUUUCAGGGUAAAGUCCGUGUCUGAAGGGAAGCCCCCCGGCCUGAGACUGGGACACCUGGGACACCUGGCCCACCGCGAGCACACCUCUCUCUACCUGGCUGGUUGCACUAACAGCUUUGUUCCCUCCUAUGCUGCCUGUGCUGGGAACCCAGUGUGGGGUAGUGUGGCUCCCCCUGGCCUGGCUCACACUGUAGACCAGCUCUCUGACAUCAUGCUGCCCUACCUGCAAACCGGGCCGUCGGUGCUGGCAGGGCCGUGUAGUGUGCUGCUUUGGGGACCGAGCGGCAGUGGGAAGGCAACCGUGGUGGGAGCAACAUGUUACAGAUUACACCUGCAUCUAGUGAAGGUGGAAUGCAGUGGGCUGUGUGGAGACUCGGUGGGAGCCACGGAGGCCCGGCUGACAGCGGUGUUCUCUGUGGCUGACACACACCGACCGUGCGUGCUGCUUCUGCGCAAUGUGCAGCGACUGGCGGCCGAGAGGGACGGAGUGGGAGAGGACCCCCGGCUCGUGGCCACUCUGCACCGGCUUCUGACAGAGCUCGUUCAGGGACCCAGGGAGUACCCAGUGCUGGUGGUGGGCACGGCAGGGAAGAUGAGGGAUUUGGGUGACGGGGCCCAGGCCGCAUUCCUCCAUCACGUGGAAUUGGAAACGCUGUCCGAGCAGCACAGGAGAGAGCUACUAAGCGCGCUCAGUGCAGGACUGCCUCUAGGGAGCGAUGUCAACCUUAGCAAGAUUUCCCAGCAAACAGCUGGCACUGUGUUGGGAGAUAUGUGUGCAUUACUGAGUCACGCCAGCAGAGCAGCCUGUGAGAGAGCACGGAGUGGCUGUUUCCCAGGCAGCCGCCCCUCGGAGCGGGAGGACCUGGACCUCAGCGCAGCUGGAGUUUGUGUCCAGGCCCAGGAUUUCCAGAACGCUCUGGACCGGCUGCAGUCAUCCAACGCACGGGCUCUUGGAGCACCCAAGAUCCCAUGUGUACACUGGCAAGAUGUGGGGGGACUGCGGGAUGUGAAGCAAGAGAUCCUCGACACCAUACAACUGCCGCUAGCUCACCGAGAGCUGCUGACUCAGGGGCUGCGCAGGUCGGGGCUGCUGCUGUACGGCCCCCCCGGCACUGGCAAAACCCUUCUCGCCAAGGCCGUGGCCACCGAGUGCAGCAUGAGCUUUCUCAGUGUUAAGGGUCCUGAACUAAUCAACAUGUAUGUCGGACAGAGUGAGGAGAACGUGCGAGAGGUGUUUGCUCGGGCCCGGGCUGCUGCUCCCUGCAUCGUGUUCUUUGAUGAGCUGGAUUCACUGGCCCCAAACCGCGGGCGGAGUGGAGAUUCAGGCGGUGUCAUGGACAGGGUGGUGUCACAACUUCUGGCAGAGCUGGACGGGCUGCACUCCAGUGGGGAUGUGUUUGUCAUUGGAGCCACAAACCGGCCAGACCUCUUGGACCAGGCACUGUUGCGGCCCGGCAGGUUUGAUAAACUACUGUAUGUCGGAAUCACUGAGGAUCCUGAGGCACAAUUACGAGUACUGGAGGCUAUAACACGGAAAUUCCAGCUGGAUGCCUCAGUCAGCCUACGCUCUGUGGUGGAGCACUGUCCCCCUCACCUGACGGGGGCCGACCUGUAUGCACUCUGCUCCGAUGCCAUGAUGUCAGCCACGAAGAGGCAGAUCAGCCGCAUUCAGCAAGGCCUGGACACAGAGGAGUCAGAAUUGUUGCUGACACAGGAGGAUUUUGAAAGUGCCCUCAGCACUCUGGAACCGUCUGUCUCCGAGUUGGAGCUGAGCAGAUACCGACAGCUACAGUAUAGGCUCAGCGGCAAGUGAGGGGCCCACCACUGUGCUCUGCACCACUGCAGUAACGGGACCCCGAGCUGCUGCCAGACCACACAGCAAGAACAGCAUCCAUACAGCCACACGAACAGCACUGAACUUGUCUGCAACAGGACCUGCACCGAGCUGCGUGUUCGCUGAUCGCAAUCGUCAGUCACGUUUGCCUUGAACCUCACAGGUUGCCUGAUGUACCGACCUAGACUCUUACCUAGGACGAUCAAGUGCUAUGAGCCUGGCAGAGCCGCAUGCUCAGAGCAGAGAGCAGGAGCAGCUCUGUCUGGGAGAGGUCUACACAUCAAUAGGAGUGUACGCAUCAAGUGUGCCGGGACAGAGGUGUAAUAAUAAUUCUUGCAUUUGAUAUAUAGCGCCUUAUCGUAUCGUUGAGAUACCUCAAUGCGCUUCACAGAAUGUCCUGUAAAAUGGAUUGACUGUAUAUUUUGUGGGCGAAACACGGCAGCUAAUUGCACAAA
Messenger RNA from Callorhinchus milii (elephant shark), 3779 nucleotides. Its product is annotated as peroxisome assembly factor 2. NCBI's taxonomy places the organism in Eukaryota, Metazoa, Chordata, Chondrichthyes, Chimaeriformes, Callorhinchidae. Gene Ontology annotation, molecular function: ATP binding; ATP hydrolysis activity. The transcript is spliced from 17 exons. The coding region runs from base 1 to 3303 and encodes 1100 amino acids. Gene Ontology annotation, cellular component: peroxisomal membrane; cytosol. Gene Ontology annotation, biological process: protein import into peroxisome matrix. The record is from RefSeq and is a predicted model, not a curated record.